This is a messenger RNA of Neltuma alba, 1287 nucleotides long. Its product is annotated as probable cysteine protease RD19B. The record is from RefSeq and is a predicted model, not a curated record. The transcript is spliced from 5 exons. Gene Ontology annotation, molecular function: cysteine-type peptidase activity. Gene Ontology annotation, biological process: proteolysis. The coding region runs from base 22 to 1155 and encodes 377 amino acids. Lineage: Eukaryota; Viridiplantae; Streptophyta; Magnoliopsida; Fabales; Fabaceae.
GCGAUUCUUGUUCAAGCCAAUAUGGAUAGGAAUCUUUCGCUCUUCAUUGUCUUCUCUUUCCUCUUGGUCUCCACGAUCUCAUCGGAGACGGAGGACUUGGCCGCCGUGAGUGACGCAGAGCCGUUGAUCCGGCAGGUGGUCGACGGUGGCGACCUUCGACUGGGCGCAGAGCGUCACUUCUCUCUCUUCAAGGAUAGGUUCGGGAGGUCGUACUCUUCCAAGGAAGAGCACGACUAUAGGUUCAAGGUAUUUAAGGCUAACUUGCGCCGAGCUGAACGGCACCAGAAGCUGGACCCGUCGGCAGUUCAUGGUGUGACUCAGUUCUCGGAUUUGACUCCAUCCGAGUUUCGGAAGAAAUUUUUGGGUCUCAGAGGUCUCAGGUUGCCUGCGGAUGCACACAAGGCUCCCAUAUUGCCUACCGAUGAUCUCCCCAGUGACUUUGAUUGGAGAGAUCAUGGUGCUGUUACCCCCGUUAAGAAUCAGGGUUCGUGUGGUUCAUGUUGGAGUUUUAGCACAACUGGGGCCCUGGAAGGUGCUCACUUCCUCUCGACGGGACAACUUGUCAGCCUUAGCGAACAACAACUUGUGGACUGCGAUCAUGAGUGCGAUCCAGAAGAACCUGGUUCUUGCGACUCUGGAUGCAAUGGUGGACUAAUGAACAACGCUUUUGAAUACAUCCUUAAGGCUGGUGGGGUCAUGCGGGAGGAUGACUAUCCUUAUAUUGGUACUGAUCGUGGGGCCUGCAAAUUUGACGAGACUAAGAUUGCAGCAUCAGUGGCAAACUUCAGUGUUGUCUCACUUGACGAGGACCAGAUUGCUGCUAAUCUUGUGAAAAAUGGUCCUCUUGCCGUGGCCAUCAAUGCAGUAUAUAUGCAGACAUAUGUGGGAGGAGUUUCAUGCCCAUACAUAUGUUCAAAGCGGCUAGACCAUGGGGUGUUGCUGGUAGGAUUUGGUUCGGCUGGCUAUGCUCGCAGUCGGCUGAAAGAGAAACCAUAUUGGAUCAUUAAGAAUUCAUGGGGAGAGGAUUGGGGAGAAAAUGGUUACUAUAAGAUUUGCCGGGGACGUAAUAUCUGUGGUGUGGACUCCAUGGUAUCCACUGUGGCCUCCAUGCACACAAAUUCUGACCAGGUGUCCAAUAUCAUGAUUAAGGUGUAAUUUACAGGAUGCCUCGCUUUUUAGUUUUCGCUCUUGUCUGCUCGAAAAGUAUGUAAACUAUCCUCUAAUAACAUCACAAACAUUCUGUCAGCUUCUUGACUAACGAUGAACAUUUAAAUUGAUUUUAUGCAA